CUGACGUAGCCGGAAGAGGAAGUCGUCUCCGCUGGGGCGUUGCUGUGUUUUGGCUGCUGCUCCUGCUUCGCGGGCUGAGGGCACAGGGACACCCCCAUGUAAGGAUGGUGUGUGAAAAGUGUGAAAAGAAACUCGGCAGAGUUAUCACUCCAGACACAUGGAAGGACGGUGCCCGGAACACCACAGAGAGUGGUGGGAGGAAGCUGAACGAAAAUAAAGCUUUGACUUCGAAAAAAGCAAGGUUUGAUCCAUAUGGAAAAAAUAAGUUCUCCACUUGCAGAAUUUGUAAAAGUUCUGUACACCAGCCAGGUUCUCAUUACUGUCAAGGCUGCGCCUACAAAAAAGGCAUCUGUGCGAUGUGUGGUAAAAAGGUUUUGGAUACCAAAAACUACAAGCAGACGUCCGUGUAGAUAUGUUGAUGAAGACCCUGACUCUCUAGGAUUGUACUUUGUGCUUCAACUUUUCAAGGCAUAGCAUGAAUGGAUGUCCAUCUUACAAAAUAACCAGUUUGAAGAUGAAUGAUUCAGUCUGAAGCAGGGAAGUUGAUCAGUAUUGAUUUGUCUGCUCUCAAAAAGUUCUGAACAGCAAUGAUAUGCCCAGUUUUCUGCCUUAAGUGGUUAUUUUCCUUGUGAGCAUUUUACUGAACUAGAUAAGAGACAAAAUUAAUGAAUAAGGUGUUCCCGACUUCUGUACGCACUGUCUACUCAACAUUAUCCAUAUAAUUCUUACCUAAUCCAUGCAUUUAUUUAUAGUUACUGCAAAUGUGAAAUUACUCAUCCUUUUGCUCUGAACUUGACAUCCAGACCUCAGACUUCUCAUUUAUUCACAACAUCACAGUUCUUAGAAUGAGCAGCACCUUAGUUAAGUGCAUUUUCAUGAGCUAUAAAUUAUUGCAGAGUGGUUCCUUAGUGACCAGUCCUGCCGCAAGUCUAAGACAAGUUGCGUUUUUUAUUUAUAUUUGCUGUUGACACUAAAGUCCAACAUGUGACUGAGAGCCACGGGGCCCAACUGUCCAGGCAUGCACUGAAGUUCAGAGAUGUGCAUUCUGUCGGCAUUAUCUUAAAUUCAAAUGAGGAUAAAUUUCUUCUGUUUCGGAAUGCUCUUUGAAGCAAGAAACAAAUCUUUCCUUAACACCCCUCCACCCCAGCUGCCACUCCCUCAGAAAUAAAGCAAGCAGCCUGGCCUUUUGUGUCUUCAAUGAUGUCACUGUAGACUGCUAGGAGAUUAUUUUUGAGGUUUCAAAUGAAAGUUUUUCUUGUUGCCUUCUUAGGAUUGGGUGUUCCUCCUUUAAAACCCUCAGCUUACUUGGAGACACAGAGCGUAUUCUGUUUCCAUCAGCAGGAUCUUAAAUACACAUCACUAGCCAGGCAGUAGUGGCUCACGCCUUUAAUCCCAGCAGUGGGGAGGCAGAGGCAGGCGGAUUUCUGAGUUCGAGGACAGCCAGGGCUACACAGAGAAACCCUGUCUCAAAAAAACCAACCAAACAAAAAAAAACCCUUCUGUGUUUAAUUAACAUGAUUUGGGAGUGGUGGUUGGGUUUUAGUUUUUUGAGACAGGGUCUCUCUACAUAGCCUUGUCUGUCCUGUAGACCAAGCUGAUCUCUGGAAGUGUUGGGAUUUUUAAGUCAUGAAGGAGCCAGUGGCACAGAUCUGUGGGUGUGCUGUAUUCACACAGGUCCUUACCCUCCAGCACAGGACGGUCUGUUCUGAUUGUCCCCCCCCCACCCCUUAGCCCUGCAGUGAGUUGUUUGUCCAGAUGUCCCUGGUUCAAGUUGUAAAAUGUCUGGGCAAACCCAGCAAACAGUUAACAUGUGAUUAUUAUUUAUCAGCCUGUUCAUACAGGGCAAAGUCCGACAGUUUGUGUGGUGUUGCUUCCCUCCCAGGUCACUUAGUGAAUGAAGCUGAGUGCUUUUAAAGUUCAA
Messenger RNA from Mus caroli (Ryukyu mouse), 1921 nucleotides. It is a transcript of the gene Cript, whose product is annotated as CXXC repeat containing interactor of PDZ3 domain. Gene Ontology annotation, cellular component: dendrite. The record is from RefSeq and is a predicted model, not a curated record. Gene Ontology annotation, molecular function: microtubule binding; PDZ domain binding. Lineage: Eukaryota; Metazoa; Chordata; Mammalia; Rodentia; Muridae. Gene Ontology annotation, biological process: cytoplasmic microtubule organization.